Molecule: messenger RNA, 1479 nt
Organism: Plasmodium gonderi
Lineage: Eukaryota; Apicomplexa; Aconoidasida; Haemosporida; Plasmodiidae
Product: RNA-binding protein
Exons: 7
Coding region: 1-1479 (492 amino acids)
Biological process (GO): mRNA export from nucleus
Cellular component (GO): nucleus
Molecular function (GO): mRNA binding
Source: RefSeq, a predicted model, not a curated record
AUGGAAUCGCCCAAGGGUGACCUGGAAAAAGCAGAAACUGAAGGCACAAACAAAGAAAAGAAGGGUGGAGGGAAAAAUGAAAAAAAAUCAGGAAAUGCGAAAAAAAAUAGAAAAAAAAAUUCUUUAAGAAAAGCAAAAAAAAAGGCAUCCAUAUCUUCGAAGAAUAAUCAAAAGAACAAUAAGAAAAUGUCAAAAAAGAAUCCUGCAAGUACUCCAAAUUCUUUACCCAUUUGCCCUCCUCCCCCUCCUCCUCCACCACCACCCCCUCCUAUAACAAAAGAAAAUGCGGAUAAUUGGAAAUUUAGAAAAAAUACGAACAUGGGGUUACUAACCUCGUGUUCAUCUCUUGGAGGAAUGCCAAACACUAUGUCAGGCCCAGUUCACAAUCCAAGUCAUCAUAUUUUGAGUCAACCUACGUAUCAUCACAACAAUAAUUUAAGUUCACAAACGACAAACCUAAUUACUCCUAUGUAUCCAAGACAUGGUGCUUCUCACAAUCCAAACCCACCAAAUCAUAACCCAAACAUAGGUAUAAAAACAGCCAAUGUUAAUAUGAACUGCAUAUCAAAUAGUAAUAUGCACAUGAAUUCGAACCUCCAACCAAAUUUAUAUUAUAGUAACCCUUCUAAAAAGAAUUAUAAAAUUAAUAAUAUAAUAGAACAGGAAAAUUAUGCACUAACUCCUACAUUGAGAUCGGCUCCACAUCAUCAAAGUAGUACUAAUUCACUUAACAUUAACGUUGAUAAAAGAAAUAUACUAAUAUCCAACAGCUACAUGAAUCAAAGCUCGGAUUAUUCAUAUAUGGACAUGCAACAACAUCAGAAUAACAUCACAAAAAAUAUCACGCAUCCCCCAAGCAUCAAACCAAAUUACGCAAAUAUGUCACUUCCUCCAAAUCCAAACUAUUAUGUGUAUAAGCCCCAGGGAGAUGCAGUUUUAUCCAAGCCACUCCCAAAUGAAAUGAGGAUGAACGAAUACGUAGAGGAUAAACUAAUGUAUGGGAAUUAUCCCAGUAGCAUUGAAGACAGCAAUUUUCCCAAGUAUUUUCAGCCAAGAGGAUUUUCCAAUGAUCCAAACAUGAAUAUGUGGAAUAGCAACAUGAACGGUCCCAUUCCUAGUUCUCAAUACGAUAACAACGUACCAAAUAUGAAAUACCCAAUGUAUGAACAAAACGUUGACAAAAUGAAGUUCAACAAGUACAAAGAUAAAAUGGGAAGAAUGCCAAAUCAGUCCUAUGACAGUAGGCCACACAACAUAAUCGUUACAAAUAUUCCGAAAAAUUUAAAUUCAAGAGAAAUUUUGGAAACGUUCAGAUUUAUGGGAAAUAUUCUUCGAGCAGACAUUAUGUUAACCAGCAAGGGAGAACACUCAGGCUGUGCUUGCCUAACAUUCCCAGAUUUCGAAUCAGCAUCCCUAGCAGCUAGUCGUUAUGAUGGUGGCAUGUUGAACAAUCAGAAAAUAAAGAUAUUUGUAGAAUAA